AUGGAAGCAAUUGCACUCGUACCAACAAUAGAGGCACUUUUAGUACAUAAUUCUAAGGAGAAGAAGAAACAGGCAAUAGACCUAAUAAUCAAGAACGUGGGGCUGAUUGGGUUCCUGCUAAAAGACAUUCUAGUGCAUAUUCGCCCAGAGGAUCAUGCGGAAGAAAAAGAGCUAUUUCACCUAAUUUCGGCCAUGAUUUGCUUCUACACGCAGAAUUACGACGAGUGUGUGAGGCACACUAUUCUCUCAAAGAACGAGUGGUUCAAGGCGUCGGAGAGUCACUGCGAAACGUUGGACUUGUACUUUCAGGGCUCGCGAAACCGGGUGAUACGAACCUACAUAGAGACGCACAGCAGGGACGACGCAGACAUGAAAGCCUUUAUAGAAGCUCUUCUCUCCGCCAAGGGAGAGGGCUCGAACGACUUUUCUCUGCUAGGCCUGUACAUUGUCACAAAGAGUGUGGAGUCAAUUGCGGAGUUUGUGCGAAACAACCGGCAGAUGCUUCGCAGCGACACACACAUGCAGUUUCUAGUUGACGAAGCGAGAAGAGAGCGGAUAUACAGCAAGAUCUUCCCUGUUUUGGUUGAGAUGUGGGAGAGCGAGCCAAGCGAAGAGUACGCAAGCGUGUUCUACAAAGCUCUUCUGUCCGCCUAUAUGCACAAAAGAGACGAGCAAGCGCUGAAGGGGCUGCUCAACAGCCUUUCCGAGAAAAGAACCGAAAUGGCGCUGUUCAUCGCGUUUCUGCUGCACGACCAGUCGCCCGCGCUGUCGCAGGCUAUUUCUGAGGAUGUCAAGCACCCGGCUGUAAACUCUCUUCUUGUGGGCAGGUUCCAGUCUAAGAUAUACCAGAAGUUCCUCUCGGAAAAAAACCAGUCAAACUUCGCGCUGCUUGCCGAGCUGUCUAAGUCGCAGAGCUCAAAGCUGUCCAUGAACCACAUGUCUCUGAGCUUUUGCAACGGUGUGAUGAACUGCAAAACAGCCAACGACACCUAUCUUCGAAAAAACCUUGAGUGGAUGCGCCAGGCAAAGAAUUGGUCUAAGUUUGUUGUUGCGUCGUCGUUUGGAAUGAUACACACGGAUAGCGAGGACCCGUUUGAGAUGCUUCGCCACUAUCUUCCCAUGGUGCCGGUCCGCGAGUUUGAGAAAGACGACCCAGAAAGCGGGGGCGCGCUGCUUGCGCUGGGAAUUAUUUCGGUCAACUCCCCUGCGCUUGCGGGCAGCUUCCUUAGCACGUUCCUUGACGCAGAAAUGGAAAGCAGGCGAAACCACAUUCUGCAUGGAGUCUGUCUGGGGCUUGGCCUUGCCAGGCUGGGGACCUGCGACGAAGAGUCUAUAAACAGGUUCAAGACUGUCCUGUACUCCGACGCAGUGACUGCCUCAGAGGCGGCUGCCUAUGCAAUCGGCCUGGUUUGCGCAGGAAAGUUCAGCAUGCCUCUGGCAAGCGAGCUGAUCACAUACGCUAGAGACACAGAGCACGAAAAGAUAUCGCGCGCCGUGGGCGUUGGGAUAUCAUUGCAGCUUGUUGGGAUGGUUUCCUCGGCAGAAGAGUUCGACGAGACGUUGCAGUUCAUAGACGAUCUUAUAGACGACUCGAACUACAUAUUCCGAUACGCAGGAGCCCUUGCGCUGGGGUCUGCAUACGUGGCAACCGGCGACCUCUCUGUGGUUGGGCGGCUUCUGUCCAUCAUCAGCACAGACUCCUCGGAGGACGUCAAAAAGGUCUGUGUGUUUAGCAUAGGGCUUAUACUGACAACCUGCCCCGAGACGGCAAAGGACAGUCGGGUCGAAGACGAGCCCGUGCUUUUCAAGGUGCUUGAGCCGCUGGCGCAGAGCCACUCUUCGUACGUGAGGUCUGGCGUGGCCCUUGCGCUGGGCAUGUUCCUGGCUGGCUCUGGGAACAGAAAGGCGCUUGAAGCGAUCGAGGUCCUUAUGUACGACAGCACGCCAUAUGUCCGACAGAUGGCCAGCAUCGGCGCCGGGAUGAUCUUAAUGCAGAAUAACGCAUGCGACGACCCGUUCUACAAGCGCAUAGUGGAGCACAUGCACAGCAUGACGAAAAGAAAGAGCGAAAGCGGCGCAGCGCGGUUUGGAGCUCUUCUUGGCCGGUCGCUGCUUGACACAUGCGGAAGAAACGGGCACAUGAGCAUCUUUGGCAUGUCCGGAGACUUGUCUGUCAAAAGCGUGUGCGGAGCCAUCAUGUUUUCAGAGUUUUGGUACUGGUAUCCUUUGGUGCCCUUUAUCACGCUGUGCAUGCGCCCCACGCUGCUGCUUGCUGUGGACACCGACCUAAACGUGGUCAGUGAGUACUCUGUGGAGGUGGACGGCCCAGAAAAGCCAUACCGAAUCACCACAGUGCCCACGUCGGACGGAAAGAAGCACCAUAAGAAGUUCAAGAUCUUGCCGCUCUCUGGAGACAUAGAGAAGAAGGUGGAAAAGGCAGAAGAGGAUGAGCAAAAGGCAGAAGAGAGCGUGGAAAAAUCGCAUACUGUAAAGAACUUCGAACGGUUCACUCCUGCCCAGCAGAGAAGAUCUUGCUUGGCUGGGUCACCUUCUGUUAUUUUCUUGCCCAAGGCAGAGAAGGAGUCCCACGCGCCUGUGCAGGACCCGCACACGGUGGAAGGGGAUGCAAGAAUGGCGGAAAAAUAA
This is a messenger RNA of Nematocida major, 2646 nucleotides long. Its product is annotated as 26S proteasome regulatory subunit N2. Gene Ontology annotation, cellular component: proteasome regulatory particle, base subcomplex; proteasome storage granule; nucleus. The transcript has a single exon. Gene Ontology annotation, biological process: proteasome-mediated ubiquitin-dependent protein catabolic process. The record is from RefSeq and is a predicted model, not a curated record. NCBI's taxonomy places the organism in Eukaryota, Fungi, Microsporidia. The coding region runs from base 1 to 2646 and encodes 881 amino acids.